AUGGCAGGUCGAAGUGGAUACGAUGAUGUUAAUCCCAGGGAUUACGGUGGCGGCAGAAGAACUGUUGGUGGCCGCCCCCUUCCCUCCGAGCCUCCGUAUAAGGCAUACGUUGGAAACUUGCCCUCGGGCAUUAUUCAAGGCGAUAUCAAUAGGAUUUUUCCUGAUCUAUCGAUUAAAAAUGUGAGAUUGGUAAUGGAUAGAGAGACAGACAAGUUUAAAGGCUUCUGCUAUGUAGAGUUUGAAUAUCUUGAAGAUUUGAUGAAAGCUAUUGAAAUGAAUGGGGUCCUUAAUGUGGAUGGUAAUAUAAUUAAAAUUGAUGUAGCUGAAGAGAAGAGAAAUGACAGAGGUGGCUUUGAUCGCGGUCGGCGAGACGGUCGUGUUGGUGGCGGCGGUGGCGGCGGCGGCUUCAGACGGGAAGGCGGCGGCGGUGGUGGUGGCGGCGGCGGUGGUGGAGGCGGACGUGGUACGUACGACCACUUCGAUGGGCUCGAUCGUCGUGCGCCGCGCCAUCCGGGUGGAGGGAUGCCACAUGACCGUGAACGAGGUGCCGGAGGCGAGCGGUGGGGAGGCGAGGGCGGCGGGCGGGGCGAGAGCGGCGGGCGCUCGUCGCGCGGCGCGUCCGAGGAGCCGCGCGGGUCCGCGGGCGGCGCGCAGGAGUGGGGCCGCAUGGGCCGCUCCUCCGCCGCGCCGCAGCCACGCCCGCCGCCGCGCCAGCGCAACUUUGAAGAUAUGCCAACUUCGCGCCCAGACACGUCGGGGCGGCCCAAACUGAAGCUGGAGCCUCGGACGGUGAAGGAGCCGGUGAACUCGCUGGCGUCGACGAGCCAAGCGCACUCGAUAUUCGGCGGCGCGCGGCCGCGGGAAGAACGGCUCAAGGAGCUGUCCAACGAGUAG
Messenger RNA from Arctia plantaginis, 894 nucleotides. NCBI's taxonomy places the organism in Eukaryota, Metazoa, Arthropoda, Insecta, Lepidoptera, Erebidae. The record is from the annotation of a GenBank genome assembly.